Molecule: messenger RNA, 1972 nt
Organism: Mercenaria mercenaria
Lineage: Eukaryota; Metazoa; Mollusca; Bivalvia; Venerida; Veneridae
Product: complement C1q tumor necrosis factor-related protein 3-like
Exons: 3
Coding region: 118-738 (206 amino acids)
Molecular function (GO): protein binding
Source: RefSeq, a predicted model, not a curated record
CAUACCCUCAGCAAAUUCGGUGCAGUUCGGUUUAAAUUUUGAGGCUAAAACUACAAAUUUGGUAGUAAAGUGAUUUAAAGUUAAUAUCAAUCAAAUUAAAUUAUUUCUUUAAACAAAAUGUUUACUUGGGAAAAAGUUUUAGGAAAGUAUUACUUAGCUUUGUAUGUUGUGAUACUUUUUCUGAUCAAUAAAGGAAUAUGUAAUCUUGAAAAUUUUGAACCUGGCCAGUGCCUCUCCAAAUUCGACUACGAUUAUAACGUGAUGCAGAAAUUAUGGCAAUUUGUGAGAGACAUUCAGGAAUUGAAACAGAGGGAUACAUGUAGAGAUACCAGGCAUGUAGCUUUCAUGGCAGAACUGUCGGCAGAUCUAGUUAAUCCCUCUAUCGGUACAACAAUUGUUUUUGAUACCGUUCAUACAAAUGUCGGCGAUGGUUACAAACCUGGACCAGGGAUAUUUGUUGCUCCAGUGAAUGGCACAUACAAUAUCAAUCUUGUAGCGUCUUCUAGUACAAAAGCUUCAUCAUCAGCUCUUCAUCUGUACAUCAUGCACAACGAGGUACAAAUAGGCUAUGUCUUCCUGGAUUAUAACUCUGACAAAUGGCUUUUUAGAUCUACCACAGCUGUUGUAGAACUAAUUGCUGAUGAUACAGUUUUUGUUAAAGUCGGGUAUAGAGAAGGAGCAGGAACAGUAAAUGGCGCAGGUUUUCAUACACACAUCAGUGGUUUUCUGAUUAAUUAGGACUGUUAAAGAGCAUGCGGAAGUUAUUUGUUGCAACUAUUAAUCGCAAAAUGCCAUAGCAUAUAACUUGUAUAUUUACGUUUAUUUACUAUGUUUUUGCUUUGUUUUAUACCCAUAUAAAUCACACACUACUGAAGAUUGGUUAAGAGUUGCGAUGGUCUUAUGUUCGCGAAUAUUUGCUUACGAUGCCACUCGCGGAUUCAAGAUAUUCGCCAAAAUUGAUCUGUAUCACGUCCUAAAUCACAGACACUCACGGAAACAGGAUCCCGUAUAUUUUAGAUCUGCGAUCAACAGUUCACGUGAAGAAAUUCAACUUAAUGAAAAUACAGUUUAUAUUGAGGUACUUCAUGUUUAAAAUAUUUGAUCUUCUUAUAAAUGUAGGAAGAUAACUUGACACUUGUAUACAUAACAAUAUAUUAAUGACAUACGCGGCUAAAAUUUCCUUAUUUAAUGACAGAAAUAUAUCUUAUAAACACGGCUUAAAAGUUAUUAUUAUAUUUCUAAUUAAAUUUUUCUUUUCUCUGCGAAUUUUCUAUGUACUCAUAAUUAUCUAAUUACCAUCCUAUAUGUAUUCGUACUGUCGAUGUAUCCAUUCUUGAAUAGACAAAUGAGCCGCGCGAUGAGAAAAACAACAUAGUGCGUUUGCGACCAGCAUGAAUCCUGACCAGACUGGUCUGGAUCCAUGCUGGUCGCAAACUCACUAUGUUGGUUUUCUCAUGGCGCGGCUCAGGUAUAAACGGACAUAUAGACGUUUAUGCCGAAACAUUUUGUCAAUGGUAGUGGUAGUUACUAGCAUAUAAUCGGUUUGUAAACAGUAUGGAAUUAAUUUUUAUAAACUACAAAAGUGAUUUUGAACAACAAUAUAUCUGUAAUUUUGCACUUGCAUUCGGAUGUUUGGAUUUAAUUUUAUUUAAGAAGCUACAUAAACUCGUGAGCCUUCAAGUUUGAAAAUAAUUUUAGAAAAUUGAUAUUUCUAAAAAAAUGAAUGUGGAAAGUCUUCGGAAGUCUAGAACGCAACCAAGCGAAAUAACUCGAUCUGACACUCGAUUUGAUUGGGUCUGUUAUUGUCGUAUCAUUUUACACCUGCCAGCCGCCGUGUUUUGUACAUACACUUAAGCCAGGCGUUAUUUUAUAAACGUGUUUAUAUGAGUUUCUGUUUAUCUGAGUUUCAUAUAUUCAAUUUUCAUUUUUUGCUCAAUAUUCACAUUAAACACAACAAAUUGCAAGUACAUUC